This is a messenger RNA of Cercocebus atys (sooty mangabey), 2892 nucleotides long. It is a transcript of the gene CSTPP1, whose product is annotated as chromosome unknown open reading frame, human C11orf49. The transcript has 9 exons. The coding region runs from base 1340 to 2266 and encodes 308 amino acids. The record is from RefSeq and is a predicted model, not a curated record. NCBI's taxonomy places the organism in Eukaryota, Metazoa, Chordata, Mammalia, Primates, Cercopithecidae.
UUAAAAUUUAAAGAUCAUACUAAUACUUUGAUUUACCAAUUUAAGCUUCUUAAUACUGUAAAGUAUUAACAGUGAAGAGCCAGCAAUUUCUAGAUAAUACAACGUAAGAUGGGGCACAUUGUAGGUUUUUGGAUUUUUCUUGUUUUGCUUUCAUUUUUGGUUUUGAGAGGUAGUGGGGUGAAUGGAAGAAUAUGGGCUUUGGAGUCAAAUCUAAGUUUGAAUCCAAGCUCUGCCAUUUAUUUAGACUUUGGGCAGGUUUGUUAACCUCUCUAAGUUUUAAAAAAAUGCUGUUACCUAUGUUCGUUGGGUUGUGUAAGAAUUACAUGUGCUAGUUUUCCUCAUUUCCCCCCUUCCCUUUGGUUAAGGGAAAUUGGUCUAGUGUGGUCUAAGAUCAAAGAUGGUCUCGUAUGGAUGACAAAAUGUUUCACAAGAACACACAAUAUCCUUGGACCAGGAUAUACCAGUAAAGAUGGAGGAUGUAAAUAAUUAAUUUUAGAGGUCUAUUAACUUUUUAAACCAUUAAGCUAUCUAUUUGUACCUCACAAGAUCAAAUACUAGAUUAUGUUAGUGAUUUAUAAAUGAUAUUGAACUUGAAACUUCUAAGUAGUUUACAUGACAGGUUGUUGAUUAACAGGUUUACUUUUUUUAUCUUAGAGAGCAUUUUAAUUUAGUUCAGCAAACAUUUAUUUGUGCCAUCCAGGAUCUCAAUCUCCAGAGGCCUCAUAGACCAAAAUAUGUCUCAAAAGGAAGGGAGGAAAACUCUAUGUAUUUAUCAAUUUAUUUAUCAAACUCUGGCAAGGGAGGAAAAAGUUGAGUAUAUAUAUAUAUAUACUCUGCUUUUCACUUGUACUGCUAUUGCCUAUGUGUGCAUCUGUUAAUAUCAUAUAUAGCAAUUCAUGUGAAGAUUUUUUUCCAGUGAGACUUACUUAUUCUAGUAUUGGGACUCUGUAUUAAAUAAUAAUUUUUUAAAAAGAGUGCUCUAACUAAUGUUAAGGUGGAAAUUCUAGACCCCUCAAGCAAAAAUUUCCAAAUAGGACCCCUUAUCAUUUAAUUGUGAAAUAAACAACUAACACUUUGAUGGUAUUUAUGCUUGGGAAGAGAGUAAAAAGAAAUAGUUUUGGAUUUUCCCCAUAUAAAUUAGGGCCUGCCGAGUAAUUAGCAGUUAAUAAAUGAAUGCUUCCUACAAGUUUAAAGGCCAUACCUGAAAUGGGUAUAUGAUGAUGUAUAUUUUUAUAGUUGUAGGUUUUAUAUAUCCCAAGAAUCUUUGAAGAUAAUCUGAACAUCUUGGUUUGAAGAGCAGAACUUUCAAUAAGGAGCUCAGCGACAUGUCCUCACCUACAUGGAGGAUGCAGUGUGCCAGCUGCUAGAGAACAGGGAAGAUAUCAGCCAAUAUGGAAUUGCCAGGUUCUUCACUGAAUAUUUUAACAGCGUAUGCCAGGGAACACACAUUCUCUUUCGAGAAUUCAGCUUCGUCCAAGCCACCCCCCACAAUAGGGUAUCAUUUUUACGAGCCUUCUGGAGAUGCUUCCGAACUGUGGGCAAAAAUGGCGAUUUGCUGACCAUGAAAGAAUAUCACUGUUUGCUGCAAUUACUGUGUCCUGAUUUCCCGCUGGAGCUCACUCAGAAAGCAGCCAGGAUUGUGCUCAUGGACGACGCCAUGGACUGCUUGAUGUCUUUUUCAGAUUUCCUCUUUGCCUUCCAGAUCCAGUUUUACUACUCAGAAUUCCUGGACAGUGUGGCUGCCAUCUAUGAGGAUCUGCUGUCGGGCAAGAACCCCAACACAGUGAUCGUGCCGACGUCAUCCAGUGGGCAGCACCGCCAACGACCUGCCUUGGGCGAGGCCGGCAUGCUGGAGGGCGUGGAGGCGUCGCUGUUCUACCAGUGUCUGGAAAACCUGUGUGAUCGGCACAAGUACAGCUGCCCACCCCCAGCACUUGUCAAAGAGGCCCUCAGCAACGUUCAGAGACUGACCUUCUAUGGGUUCCUCAUGGCUCUCUCAAAGCACCAUGGAAUCAACCAAGCCCUCGGAGCUUUGCCUGACAAGGGGGAUCUAAUGCACGACCCAGCAAUGGACGAGGAGCUGGAACGGCUGCUGGCCCAGGUCCCAGGCCUGGUCAACUCGAUCACAGCCAGUCCAGAGGCCAGUUGCCUGCCUUCCCGGACCCCUCCCCGGGUUGGCUCCCCCUGGAGACCUCUCCAUCAUUCCCGAAAAGUGGAUGGAGAGAGCGAUGGCUCCACUGAAGAGACAGAUGAAUCGGAGACUUGAGGAGUCCGAAGGGUCCAGCCCACAGCGCCCUAUACCUGCUCCCACCCAGCCCUUGGCGUGCCCACCCAGCCUCCUCUCCAGCACCUUGUUGUGCUGCCCUCUGCUGCUGACAAGGCGAAUAACAGCCCCAAGAGCGGCCAGAGGGGCGCUGAUGAUCAGCCCAGCCAGUGGCCCCGGAAGGGAAUGGCCUGCUCUCCCUGGUCCUCUCAGCCUGCGAACUUCACUCAGGCCCCAAGCUGACAGCCUGUGCUGAAGCCACCGUAUCACUAGGAAGGGGACUUGGCCGUAGCCUGUUAGUCCUCCUAACCUCUUAAGAAGAGCAGUCUCUUCUGAACCAGUCUCUGCUGGUCCCCUGAUAAGGUUCAUCUCCUCACAGCAAUUCCAUUAAGGGGGAGAACCCGAAUAGCCACGCAGGGCCUUGCACCAUCAAGGGUGACACCUGCGACACAAGUACCAGGAGGACAUAACCGCUGUGGCCUUCUGUUGGAGAACAGCCAGUAGCCUUGGUAGGAUGGAGAAGGGUGGGCCAGAAGAUGAUUUCACUUGCAAAAACUGCUUCAAGUCUUGACCCCUUUGUGUCUAAUAGCUAAACAUGUGAAACAAAUAAAGUCCCUCAUGUCUGGUAA